Folsomia candida is the source of this 1728-nucleotide messenger RNA. RefSeq lists its product as uncharacterized. The coding region runs from base 310 to 1614 and encodes 434 amino acids. Lineage: Eukaryota; Metazoa; Arthropoda; Collembola; Entomobryomorpha; Isotomidae. The transcript is spliced from 2 exons. The record is from RefSeq and is a predicted model, not a curated record.
AAUUUUUUUAUUUAUCUACAGAUUUUGUCAUCUUGGAACGUGAUUCAUAAUUUUGCACGUGUGCGAAAAAUUUCAAUUUUUACCAGCGUAAUAGGCAGACCGAUCGACAGACAACCGUGACGAGUACAUAAGCCCUGACUCGGGCUAAUAACUGACCAGUUUAUCAUAGAAACUUGUGUAUAUGCAAUAAGUCAUUAACUAUGUAGAAAUGUCAUUAAUGCAUCAUUAAGAUUUAUUAUUUUACUGCAUGCAAGCAUUACAUACGUGUCUAUUUAUAACUUAUUUGUGCAUCUGUGCAAAGUAAACACAAUGACGACCUUCUUGACCUUCGUUAUAAUUUUCACAUUAUUCCAAACUGCCACACCCACUGAUCCCGUCAAUUUGGUCCCGCUCGUCAAAAUCCCCUCCACAAAUUUAAGUACAGGCGUAUUUUACAUCAUUUCCAUGAAAAGUAAACCAUCCGGCGUAUUAAGUUGGACUUACGACAAGGCGAUUCAUAACACUGGAAACUUUCUCCAACUCGACCUCACCCCCGAAAAUCAAGCCAAGUAUCUCCCCGGCGGAGAAUGGAACCUUUCCGCACACUGGGUGCUCCAACCCUUCAACAAUUUGUCAUCAUUCGUACUAAAAAAUCGGGACAAUUUGUCCCGAAAUGUGGCAACCGUUUACGAUGAAAAUACCGGAUACACUUUUCUUUACUGGGAUGACCCCGCAGGACCAGGAAAUUUAAAUACUCCUCCGAAUCACUACUUCGUCACGCCGGUGGGGACCGUGGACCAGCCAGAGUACAAGAUUCAGCUCCAAUUUCCCCGAUACCCGGGCAGAUUUGUGACCUGGACUCCACUCAAGUAUCAAAAUGAUUCCCAUUAUCUUCAAGUGGCAGCAAAGGGGAGUGAGUACGACUGGGGUGGGAGGUCGUGGGACAGCACCUUGUUCAAAUUUGAACCUGUGACGAGUGGGGUUGUCAUUCGAUUUGGACAUGUCGCAUCGUUAGAGAUUAGUCCACAAGGGGUAGAAAUGUUGGAGAACAAAGGAACAAUGGUCACCGUGUAUGCGGAAAAGUUUGAGAAUUUUGGAUCAUUUCCGACCACAACGCUGAUAAAAACCUCUCUGCCUGACACAUCCGGAGGAAUUUUGACCAUCACGAACCCCACGUUGCAUCCCCACAUCAAACUUCCGGCGAAUUUCACUUUUGCCCUCUCCUCCAAAAAGGGCAGUCCAAUCCUCUUCAACGUCAUCGCGUCCUCUGAAAAUUCGAAUAAAACAUAUCUCGUGAGACCACUGAAUCGUGUCCUGCCGCUCCCACCGAACGUUGCCGUGAACGUGGGGGCGGGUAAGGUGACAAGCUUUAGAGUGCAGCAGAAGCUCUUUAAAGAGGUCGAGUUGCCGUGCGUGCUCAACGUUCCGGUGACGGGCGAGGGUGACAGGAUGACGGAGGACUGGGACGAGGAUCGAGGACCACUCCCACCGGACGUGGUAGAGACCGCUUUGAGGAAAAAGUUGGGAUUGUUGGACGAAGUGAGGAUGGACGGGGACCAAUUAUUUGUCCGAGUGGGGGCUGUCAUUAAGGGGACAUUUUUAGUCGGGGUUGAAACAACGCCGUCAAUCGUGUAGAAAUGCAUGCAUGUAUGUACACAGAUUAAUUUAGAAAAUUAUACGACAUUGGCAAAUUCGGAACAUAAAAUUUAAUAAUUAAUUCUGACAAUAAAUUCUAAAAUAAAUUAAUGA